UUUCCGUCUAUAUUUUGUGACGUGUACGUCAUUUCCAGUAUCUCUCGCCGGCGAAGCUGUUUUCGUGUCCCUCGCGCACGCCAUGGAGCUCUUGUACAGUUUACCAUUUUACGUUCUCGAAGUUCCCAACCUGAAGCUCAAAAAGCCCCAAUGGCUCCACCAACCCUCCGCCAUGGUCGUCUACUCGCUGGUACUGCUGUCAUACUUCUUGGUCUGCGGAGGAAUCAUCUACGAUGUGAUUGUAGAGCCUCCUAGCAUCGGAUCUACGGUGGACGAGCACGGCCACAGCAAGCCCGUGGCCUUCAUGCCGUACCGAGUGAACGGCCAGUACAUCAUGGAGGGCCUGGCGUCGAGCUUCCUCUUCACGGUUGGGGGCCUGGGCUUCGUCAUCCUGGACCGCACCCACAACCCGAGCACCCCGAGGCUCAACAGGAUCCUGCUCAUCUGCACGGGCUUCGUCUGCAUCCUCGUCUCCUUCUUCACCUGCUACGUCUUCAUGCGCAUCAAGCUGCCGGGCUACCUGCUCAGCUGAGCUCAUCUUCAUCCAGUCCGAAUGUUCCUGGACGGCCCUCCAUGCCAAGUGGCGAGGAGUUUUCUUUCUCUGACCCGUCGAGCAUUUCAUACUCUUCCUCGUUUAAUAAAUGUGCGGUAUA
Ixodes scapularis (black-legged tick) is the source of this 653-nucleotide messenger RNA. RefSeq names its product oligosaccharyltransferase complex subunit OSTC. Gene Ontology annotation, cellular component: oligosaccharyltransferase complex. The record is from RefSeq and is a predicted model, not a curated record. Lineage: Eukaryota; Metazoa; Arthropoda; Arachnida; Ixodida; Ixodidae. The transcript is spliced from 4 exons. The coding region runs from base 83 to 532 and encodes 149 amino acids.